AUGUCUGACACUCAAACAAUCGAUCCACGUUUACCCACUCCACCACCGGAGACUCCACCACCACCGGGGAGACAUUCAGCCGCUCCAAUCUACAUGCAUCCUGAGAGAAAAACGACUAUUGGAUCGAGAAAUGCUUUCAGAGGUGCUGUUCCCUCAGAGUUCACAAAUCCUUGUGCAGCCGGUCGAGCGUUGACCAAUCAAUUCAAUGUUCCACUAACUUGCAAUCAUUUGAAUCCACCAAAUGGAGGAUGUCCAGAGGAUUUCUGGUGUCACGUGGGUGCGACUUUUGCCACCACCGCUUGUUGCCCGUUGGUUACUAGAGAAGAUCGUUGUCUGUUGGAGCGUUCCGUUGGUGCUGGUGAUGACUUGAUCGCUCGUUGGUAUUAUGAUCCAGCGUUGAGAGAGUGCAAAAGGUUUCUUUACAAGGGAAUGCGCGGCAAUGCAAACAAUUUUGUCACGAAAACCCAAUGUUUGGACGUCUGCGCAUCGAAGUCAAUCCCAGAGCCAGUAAACCCAUGUAAAUUCGGAGUGCCCGCCAUUGAUGCGUCCGGUUCAAAGCUCGAAUGUGGCCCAAAGAAUAUCACCUGUCCAAAGGGACAUUUCUGUCAUAUCGGCGAUAAUCCGGUCAACACGGCUUGUUGUGAGGGAUCUGGACUUUCCGAUCCUUGCCUUUUAUCGAUCAAUGUUGGAACGGGAAGUGGUGGUGUGAAGAGAUUCUAUUACAAUACGUUGACCAAGAAAUGCACUGAGUUCCUCUUCAAAGGAAUGAAAGGAAAUGAGAAUAAUUUCUUGUCGAUGGAACAAUGUCAGACAAAGUGUCAAAGACUCCCCACUCCGUGCCCACUUCCAAUGAACCCAUCUUUCCGGCGCGAGUGCUCGACUGAUGGAAACGAGUGUGGACAGGGUGAUUGGUGUCACAUUGGACACAACAAGGAGACAACCGUUUGUUGUGCGGGAGCCGUCCAAGAUCCCUGUGCACAGACUUUGGUCUACGGAGAGGGAACUCAGAAUCUCACCAGAUGGUAUGCCGAUCCAUCAGACAACACGUGUAACCGAAAAUGUCUUCCAUUCAUCUACAACGGAGAGAAGGGAAAUCAGAAUAAUUUUGUCUCAAAAGAAGCCUGUGAGAAACGAUGCAAACCUGAAUGCAAGAACCCUUGUGGAUCCGGAACAAUGCUGAUGUUGGCUGGACGACCGAGACAAUGCUCACCGACAUCUCCAUGCCCACACACACAUUGGUGCCACGUUGGAUCAACACCAGAAUUGACUGUUUGCUGUUCGGCUGUGCCUAACACCUGUGAGCUUCCAUUGUCGCUCGGUUAUGGAAACGCGCAUCUUUCUCGUUUCUACUUUGAUGCUAAACUGAAAAAAUGCGUGGCUUUCAUUUACAAGGGAGAAGGCGGAAAUCAGAAUAUGUUCUUGACAAAGGAUGACUGUCAAUUGAUCUGUCCAGCUUACGAAAACCCGUGUGGGAAUGGAAAACCGCUGUUGAUCGGAUCGGAGCCAAAGAUUUGCAAUCCGAUGGAUCGAUGCCCAUCCACUCAUUUCUGUCAUAUUGGAGCCCCAGGCAGUCCAAACUAUUGCUGUGCUAAAAAUGGAGAUCCAUGUGAACAAGAUGUUGAUGCUGGAAACGGAACCCACACCCUUCAACGCUUUUACUACGAUCGACAAACGAGACGAUGCCGCGAAUUUCAAUACAAGGGCACUCAAGGAAAUGCAAAUAAUUUCUUGAGUAACGAGGAUUGCGAAUUAGUGUGCCCUGUCUUGCCAAACCCGUGCAAAGAUGGUGAACCAUUGUUGUCACCUGAAAGAGAACCAGUGAUUUGUGGAGGAGAGGACACUUGCACAGCCGGUUAUUUCUGUCAUGUGGGCAGCUCACCCGAAACUACGAAUUGUUGCCCUGGAACUCGCAAACCGUGCGAUUUGCAGCUGGAGGUCGGUGAGGGAGCUGAGCGUUUGGAUCGAUGGUUUUUCGAUGGAUCCGUGCAAAUGUGUCGACAAUUUAUCUAUAAAGGAAUGAAAGGAAAUGCGAACAAUUUCCUCACAAAAACCGCAUGUCGACAAGCGUGCAAAGAAGUUAAUCCCUGUGGUCUUGGCGGUGAGCCAUUUGUGGACAAAAACGGCGAUCGACUUUCAUGUCUUCCAACAUUGGCUAACGACACCUGUCCCACCAAUUUCUACUGCCACGUCGGAGGAAACGCUCUCACCACCGUUUGUUGUCCACGAUCGACCAUCGAUCUAUGCGAGCAACCAAAACAAGAAGGAGUCGGUCGGCAACAGAUCCCUCGAUGGUAUUACGAUUUGAAACAGAAUAGAUGUGCUCCUUUCUCAUACACGGGUUUACAAGGCAAUCAGAACAACUUCGUGAGUGAACGAGCGUGCAGAACCGCUUGUCCAGAAUAUCGAAGUUUCUGCCCACACGGUUUGCCACUCGUCGAACGAGGCGCCGUCUACAGUUGUGGGAUCGAUAAAGGAUGUCCGGCUGGGUUCAUUUGUCACAUGAGCAGUGAGCACAAUGUCUCGAUUUGUUGUGAGGAUCCAAUGGACUUUUGUCUUACAUCAAGAGAUCCUGGUCCAUGCAACGGAAAAGAGAAACGUUUUGGCUAUCAUCCUGAAUCGGACACUUGCGUCGAAUACGAGUACGGUGGCUGUUUGGGAACACUGAACAACUUCAAAUCGCUUCAACGAUGCACGGAGAUUUGUUGUAAAGAAUACAAAAGAAAGCACAGAGAUCAAUCCAUUUACAAGUUUGCU
This is a messenger RNA of Mesorhabditis belari, 2754 nucleotides long. NCBI's taxonomy places the organism in Eukaryota, Metazoa, Nematoda, Chromadorea, Rhabditida, Rhabditidae. The record is from the annotation of a GenBank genome assembly.